Molecule: messenger RNA, 1615 nt
Organism: Leptopilina heterotoma
Lineage: Eukaryota; Metazoa; Arthropoda; Insecta; Hymenoptera; Figitidae
Product: tektin-2
Exons: 7
Coding region: 326-1615 (429 amino acids)
Biological process (GO): cilium movement involved in cell motility; cilium assembly
Cellular component (GO): microtubule cytoskeleton; nucleus
Source: RefSeq, a predicted model, not a curated record
UUAAAAUUAUUAACUUAUUCUUAAGUACGGUAUUUAUUUAAUAUAGAAAAAGACAAAAAGUCUUUUUUCCUAAUUCCUUUAAAAUUAGUCUUUUAAUAGUUCAACUGAAGUUAAUAAUUAUUUUUUAUGCGGUCAGUAACGGUUUUUACAGUAUCGAUCGAAUUUCGUCGUUUGUUUACAUUUGUUACCUGAGCAACUGAAUAACUUGUCAUCACUUGUUAUAAUUAUUUAGAUCACAAGAUCAUUUAGAUAACUAAGCUUUUCUGGAACAUUAACAUUUUUUACAAAAUUUUUGAUAUUAAAUAUUAUUGUUCAAUUGUUAAAUAUGGCGAAGUCCGUUACCACUUAUGAAAAACCGACAGCUCACAUUGGAUUACCUGAUUGGUAUGCAAAGCAAUGGGAACUUCAGAAAAGUGCUGAAAGUAGAAGAGAGGAGGCAUUUAAUUUAAGGAAUGCGGGCAGAACAAUUCGAUCAGAAACUCAAAUAAAAACAGAGUGGGACACUCGGCUAAACACUGUCAGAUUAUCCGACAGAGUAACAGAACUGGCACGCUGGGAGAAAAUAUUUCAAAAAUUGCUCGAACAGACAGAAAGGGAAAUUUGUCUUUUGAAGGAUGAAAAAGCAGACGCCGAGAAAGAACUGGAAUUCAUUAAUUUACCACUGCAAAUAACUUCUCAAUGCAUAUCGAUGCGGGAUUGUCGAAGAAGCACUGAAUUAACCUACGACGAUGGCGACACAGAAUUAAAAAACGAACUCUGCAUUCUAGAAGGAGCAAAGAAAACACUAACGAACAAGAUACAAGCAGCUUGGGAAAGAUUGAAUCGUUUGGAAAAAGUGAAAUUCACUCUCAAUUUGGAAUUGCAGGAUAAACACGAAGCACUUGAAAUUGAUCGAACAAAUACAUCUUUAAGUAAAACAUGUGCUAAUAUCAGUUACAAACCAAAUGCACUGAGAAUGACAAAAGAAAUGGUUUCUUAUGAAAAUUGGCUACAACACUGUCAGCAUGUGAAACUUUUGGCUGACAACGAAUUACAAGAUAUGUACAAUUUUCGAGAAUCUAUUCAAGAUGCAAGAGAUAGAACAAGAAAUGAUAUUAGAGCUCAACAAGAUAUGACUGAUUUCACAUUGAGAAAAAGAAUUUAUCAAACACAAAAAUCGAGAAAUGAACUCGAUUGGCAGAAAUUAAAAAUGCAGAGAGAAAUGGAAAAAUUACAGAAAGAAAUAACACUCCUAGAUGAUGCGAUUUUUGCAAAAAUAGAUGCUGUUAAAUGUGCUGAGACAAGAUUAGAAAAUCGAACCUGUCGCCCUGGUUUUGAAUUGUGUCGCGAUCAAAGUCAGGAUGGACUAAAGCACGAAGUACUACAAUUACGACAAACUAAACAAAAUUUAAUUAACGAACUAAAUAGUGCUAAAGCCACCUACAACAAUUUAGAAACAUUACUGAAUCGAAUAAGCAAAAAUUUAGAAGACAAACAACAUUCACUAAUGACUGACAUAAUGUGCCUGGAUAAUCGUUCUUCCCUAAAAAUUGGCGAUCGAGCACGACUAACUAAUGAAACAGAUCGAAAUAUCAUUUUAACACACAUGAACAAGGAGAUUCCUCUGGAAAAUUAA